Melanotaenia boesemani (Boeseman's rainbowfish) is the source of this 1908-nucleotide messenger RNA. It is a transcript of the gene cirsr, whose product is annotated as corepressor interacting with RBPJ, CIR1. The record is from RefSeq and is a predicted model, not a curated record. NCBI's taxonomy places the organism in Eukaryota, Metazoa, Chordata, Actinopteri, Atheriniformes, Melanotaeniidae. Bases 117 to 1469 code for a protein of 450 amino acids. Gene Ontology annotation, biological process: negative regulation of DNA-templated transcription. The transcript has 10 exons. Gene Ontology annotation, molecular function: transcription corepressor activity. Gene Ontology annotation, cellular component: nucleus.
GCUGAGUAUCACCAAUGUAAAGCCAUCUUCACUGGACGGUUUUGUUUACAUGCGAUGAAAGCUAAGCUGUUAGCUUGAACUAACAUUGUACCACUGAAUAAUAUUGAUCGUCAACCAUGGGGAAGUCGUUUGCUAACUUUAUGUGUAAGAAGGAUUUUCAUCCUGCUUCGAAGUCAAAUAUUAAAAAGGUAUGGAUAGCCGAACAGAAACUAACUUUCGAGAAGAAGAAGCAAGAAGAUCUUAUGCAGGCAUAUCUAAAAGAGCAGGAUACUUACAACAACAGGGUUUUGAUGGGAGAUGACCGUGUUAAAAAUGGCCUCAAUUUCAUGUAUGAGGCUCCACCUGGAGCAUCCAAAGAGGAGAAGAAAGAGGAGGGAGAAGAAGAUUACAAAUUUGAGUGGCAGAAGGGAGCUCCUCGAGAGAAGUAUGCAAAGGAUGAUAUGAAUAUUAGAGAUCAACCAUUUGGAAUCCAGGUGCGCAACGUGAGAUGCAUCAAAUGUCACAAAUGGGGCCAUGUGAAUACAGAUAGAGAGUGUCCCCUAUAUGGACUGUCUGGUAUCAACGCCAGCUCUGUCGCCACCGAGGAAGCAGCAGGUCCGUCGAUGCACCCCUCUGAGUUAAUGGCGGAGAUGCGAAACAGUGGGUUUGCCCUGAAAAAAUGUGUCCUUGAUAGGAAUUCUACUGUUUGUGAUCCAUCACAGGAUUUUGUUGCCAGUGAUGAGGAGGAUGAUCCUGAGGUGGAAUUUCUGAAGUCAUUAACAACCAAACAAAAACAGAAGCUCCUCAGAAAACUUGAUCGGCUGGAAAAGCAGAAGGCCAAGAAAAAGAAGAGCAAAAAACAGAAGAAGAAAAGCAAAAGAAAGCACAAGAAAAAGCACGAGAGCAGCGACAGCUCCAGCGACUCCUCCAAUAGCGGGAGUGAUAGUGACUCAGAUUCAGACAGUCGUAGCAAGUCUAAGAGCACGAGAAACAAGAAAGAAGAGUCCUGUCGGGAUAACAGCUCUGAGAGCAAGAGACGAGUCAAGAGUCAAAGAAAGGCCCCCUCUCACAGGAACAGGUCACCGAGUCCUCGCGACGGACAGAAGUGGCCUAAAGAGGAGACUGGAGAUUACACACAAAGAAGGACAGAGAGGGGAAGGACCAGGAGUCCACGUCGCAGCCCGGAGAACAAGAUCAAGCUGGAGGAAGGUCGAGAGAGAAAGAGGCACAACAGCAGGGACAGGCAGAGGCCUUGCAGCUCGUACACUGGCCUGGACAGAAGUAGGAGCCGUGAGAGAGGCAGGGAGGACCGAGGUAAAGUCAGGCGUCACAGUGGAGACGAGGAGAGGAACAGAAGAAGCUCAGAAGGAAGGAAAGAAAAAACAGCUGAUGGGAGGAGCAGAAGCAGAGAGAGGAGAGAAGAAAGGGAGAGAAGGAGAAGAAGCAGGAGCAAGAGUAGGGAGAAGAAAGAGAAGCAGCGACAGAAUUAAAUAAGACAAAUUCUUUUCAUGUUAUUUCCCCUCAUAAUGGAAGAAGUAAAAAUGAUGUGCAUGUUUUUAUUCCUUUGAAAUAUUGUGGGAUUAAAUGUAAAGAAAAAUGUGUGUUGUUCUCUUUUUCCUCCAGUAGAGGGAAGCAGUGGACAGAAAAUAUCUAGCUGAGCUCCGUUCUUCCUGAUGUUUUGUUUUAUAUGAAAGGCCCCAAAUUAAUUACCAUUGGAAGCAAUUUGCUGCUGAACCGCUGAUGGGAAAAUGUUGGACUCAUUUUCAUUCACUUGCUUGCAAGAAAGAAAAUUUCUGUUGAUACAGUUUUUACCUUCUGUUGGGAUUUUUCCCCCUUUUUUGCUUUUUAAAAUAGUCACUGUAAAAUGUUCUUGGCUGUUGAUUCCUGAAAAACAAGAAUUUUUAUUUUAUCAUUAAAAUUGUAAUCAUA